AUGUUGAGAAGAAUUAAAGGAGUUAGAUAUUUGUCAUCUAAGUAUUUUCCAAAUGAACCAACUUCACCAGUUGUAAAAACUGCUUCUGUUCCAGGGCCAAAAUCAAAACAAAUUAAUCAAGAAUUAGGUCAAGUUUAUGAUAAUAAAGCUACUUAUUUUGUAACUGAUUAUUUUAAUAGUUAUGGUAACUAUAUUUCUGAUGCUGAUGGUAAUAAAUUAUUAGAUGUGUUUUGUCAAAUUUCAUCAAUUCCAUUAGGUUAUAAUAAUCCAAAAUUAAUUGAAGCUGCUAAAUCAGAUGAAAUGAUUGAUGCAAUUGUUAAUCGUCCUGCAUUAGCUUGUUUCCCAAGUACAAAUUAUGCUCAAAUUUUAAAAGAUGGUUUGUUAGCUGCCGCUCCACCAGGUAUGAAUAAAAUUUGGACUUCAUUAUGUGGAUCUGAUGCAAAUGAAACUGCUUAUAAAGCAGCUUUUAUGUAUCAACAUAGUAAAAUCAGAGGUAAUAAACCUUUUAGUGAAGAAGAAUUAUCAUCAGUUAUGAAUAAUAAAGCACCAGGUGCAUCAGAAAUGACAAUUUUAUCUUUUGAAAAAGGUUUCCAUGGAAGAACUUUUGGUUCUCUUUCAACAACAAGAUCAAAGGCAAUUCAUAAGUUAGAUAUACCAGCUUUUGAUUGGCCAGUUGCACCUUUCCCUAAACUUCAAUAUCCAUUGGAAGAAUUUGAACAAGAAAAUAGACAAGAAGAACAACGUUGUUUAAAUAAAUUGGAAGAAAUUAUUGAAAAUGCUCCAAAACAAAUUGCUGCAUUAAUUGUUGAACCUGUUCAAUCUGAAGGUGGUGAUAAUCAUGCUAGUUCAGAAUUCUUUCAAGGUAUUAGAGAUAUUACUAAGAAACAUAAUGUCUUAUUUAUUGUUGAUGAAGUUCAAACAGGUGUUGGUGCAUCAGGUAAAUUCUGGGCUCAUGAACAUUGGAAUUUAACUUCACCACCAGAUAUGGUUACAUUUUCAAAGAAAUUUCAAGCUGCUGGUUUCUAUUAUUCUAAUCCAGAUUUACAACCAAAAGAUGCUUAUCGUCAAUUUAAUACUUGGUGUGGUGAUCCAAGUAAAGCAAUUCUUGCAAAAGCUAUCUAUCAAGUUAUUAAACAAGAUGGUUUAGUUUCUAAAACAGCUAACGUUGGAGAUUAUUUAUACUCAGGAUUGCAACAACUUGUAAAUAAAUCAGAUAAAUUAAAGAACUUAAGAGGUAAAAACUUUGGUACUUUUAUUGCAUUUGAUUGUGUCAAUGCAGAUGUUAGAAAUAAAUUAUUAGCUGAUUGUAGAUUAAAUGGUUUGAAUGUUGGUGGAUGUGGUGAAUCAGGUGUUAGAUUAAGACCAACAUUAUUAUUUGAGCAAAAACAUGCUGAUUUAUUUUUGAAUAUUUUAGAAAAAGUCCUUUAA
Molecule: messenger RNA, 1428 nt
Organism: Insectozyma verbasci
Lineage: Eukaryota; Fungi; Ascomycota; Pichiomycetes; Serinales; Debaryomycetaceae
Source: the annotation of a GenBank genome assembly